Molecule: messenger RNA, 1125 nt
Organism: Paramacrobiotus metropolitanus
Lineage: Eukaryota; Metazoa; Tardigrada; Eutardigrada; Parachela; Macrobiotidae
Exons: 4
Coding region: 16-846 (276 amino acids)
Source: RefSeq, a predicted model, not a curated record
GAUAUAUAUAUAAUUAUGAUACACGGCAAAAUUUGUUGGCAAAUUUCUGUUGCAUGCCGAAUGCCGAUCAUAGUUAUCUUUACCAUAAUUUUCAUGCUUGUGCUUAAGAGGAUGUCGCGCUACUGCUGUAUACUGGCAGGAAUAUCUGCUCUUCUGGCUGCGACUGAGGGACAACAGCAAUCGACAUGUGCAACAUUCAAAGGUUGCGGCAUUCCCGUCGUCGUCAACACCGUGAACAAUCCCGAUCCCCUGAAGUUCGCCGGGACUUGGUACACGUACCGGCAAACCGGCGCUUACACCGUUAAUCCAAUCUUCAAGCAUGUGACGAUGAAAACGCGCACCGCACUUCCAUACAGCAAUACGCCGGCAGUGGCAUUAUAUCUUCAAAUAGCACAGUAUAGCAGCGCCAGUGAUACUCAGUGCGUUCACCGCUUCUUUGUCGGUAUGUGUGUCGUAAGCGGACAGUGCCCUGGAAAAAUGUAUUCAUCCGUGGAUGGCUACAUCCCUUCUGCCGUCGAUUUCAGCCUGCUGUACGGGGACCCUGAUGAUUUCUAUGUUGUGUACGUAUGCGAUAAGCCCAACCACAAGACCGGUAUGUGCGACAGUCCCUCCUUCCAUGUCGUCACCCGCACAAGGCCGGAUUAUUUGACCACUGCCCAGAGUAAAUCCAUUGAUGAUACCAUCGAUGCCAUACUGGGUCCCUACUGUAUUUCGACGGCGGAUAUUCCCCUGCAAGCCCACAACUCCAGUGUACCAUACUGUCCUUUCUUGGAUGACCUUCCUCCCUGUAUUCAAGGGGUUGUGACAGGCCUCACAAAUGAGGUCGCAAAUACUAUCAGCAACUAGUCGGCGCAUCUGUGUUAUAUGCAGUGUGAAACCGCAGGCUAUUGUAAAUUAUGUCGGACGUUAAAUCAGUUUUAAUUUUUUAAAAGUCUAUAGCUGAUUGCAACUGCCGUUAAGGCUUUGUAGUCACCGCACCGGUAUAGGUUAUAUAUAUAUUACUGCGAUACCUGACGUAGGUUUUCUUGCUUUUCGACUUUCACUCGCUACUCUCUCGUCCUUUGUUUGGUGAUGACUGAGUUUGUUCCUUAAAUCAAGCCAGAACAUAAAAAAAAUUUUGCAGCG